Messenger RNA from Crotalus tigris (Tiger rattlesnake), 4650 nucleotides. RefSeq names its product phosphatidylinositol glycan anchor biosynthesis class V (gene PIGV). Gene Ontology annotation, molecular function: alpha-1,6-mannosyltransferase activity; GPI mannosyltransferase activity. Gene Ontology annotation, cellular component: mannosyltransferase complex; endoplasmic reticulum membrane. The coding region runs from base 2936 to 4486 and encodes 516 amino acids. The record is from RefSeq and is a predicted model, not a curated record. The transcript has 5 exons. Gene Ontology annotation, biological process: GPI anchor biosynthetic process. NCBI's taxonomy places the organism in Eukaryota, Metazoa, Chordata, Lepidosauria, Squamata, Viperidae.
UCUCCUUUGGCCCCUUCUACCCUCUAGUCCAGUCUGGGGAAGUAGUAGAAGCUGUUCUGCUUUCCCAGUGUUCCCAAGGGUUUGGGGUUGAUGGAAGAGGCGGACUCCUCGAUCCAUCUGGGACUGAGACGGUUGGGCUCAGAGAAAGUCGCCCAGACAGCCUCACGGCCCACCUAGGCUGCUCAGAGAUAUAAUUCAUUGUUUUGCUGAGUUUGCGUGAUACUUUCAUGCUAAGGGCUAGUGUUCACUACCCACUGGACUAGGUAGUGAGGUAGUUUUGUGUGUAUUUUGAAAAGGAAUAAAUCUACCUUGUUUUGAGUCAACAUACAGGGCUUGUUGGGUUAAUAGAUAUACAUGGGAGGUACAUGCAGUGACCAUAUGCCCUUUAUUAUAAGGAACAGUCCUUUGUUUCAGAAAGCUGUCCUUUAGGUUUAUUUAUUUUUCAAAAAUUCACUUUUGUCCUUUAUUUAACUUUUGCUGUACAAAAAAUACCACAACGCACAGUCUUUCAUGUGAAGAAUACAGAAAUUGAAUUGUCAGAGUAAAUUAAUAUUUUUAAUAGAAUAUGUUUUUGUAAAGUUUGACAGUGAAUUUUUCUUUGCAAAGCAAAUUUAUAAAUAUAAACAAUUAGUUUUAUAUCCUUAUGAACCUUUCAGAUUCCCCCCCCCUUUUUUUGGGUUUGUCUUUUUUUGAGAGGAGGGGAAUACAACGAUUGUAGGUUCACAUGCAUUUCUGUUAGAGAAAAGGUGGAGCUAAGUAAUUUCUAUACAUGAGGAAAAGAGGGGUGAUUUUAAUGAAAGAGGAUGUAAUUUGCAUUUUGAAAAUAUCUGAUGAUAGAAAACCCUACUUUCUUAGGUCCUUAUUGCUAGUGGGAAAAGAUGAUUGGUAAGAUAGGUAGACAAACUGACUUAGUAGAAAAACCCUUUCCUUUUACAUCAAAACCUUGGUUCAGCUAAUAGUGCAAAAUCUCAGGAAAAGUGGCUUGCACCCCUGUUCCCCAACACCCCUUUAAUACUGCCUCUCCCAGUAUAGCACCUUCUAGAUCGUGUACUGGGAUUCUUGCUCAAAGGAUUAAUUAUAACUUAGCAUCUUUAGUGGCACUUCGGUGUCAAAUGCUGGGAGAACUCUGCAUAUGUGGAGAGCAUGUAACAAAGGAAGUUGUAAUAAAGAUUAGAUCUAUAAUCCAGUACAUUUAAAUCAUAUGCUUCCUCAGGAUCUGCUUUAAAAAAACAACAACCAAGGAAUACUUAAAUAGAAUAGGAACUUUUAUAUGUAAACUGCUGUGGCAUGUUUUAUGGUUACUUGUUCCUACACUAGGUAGUCUACUUUGGUCUUACCUGCUAAAAUGAGCAACUAAACUAUAGUUGUAAUACAGUACAAACUUGCUAGAAAUAAGAAACUCUGCAGUUAACGUGCUUAUCUGUGAGUGUUCGUAGAAUUGUCCCCUUUUAAAAUUGGAAUUGACCUGCAUCACUUUUCACAGCUGAUUUGAUGUAUGCAGUAGUGACAGUUUCCUAUACGUAUGCAAGCUGCUGCACUGAAGUGUGAAAGGAAGAUUAAAACAUAAUCCAAGGUCAAGUACUAGGGAGAUAUUUCUGCUUUUGUUCAUGUUUCGUAUUUUAAAAUCAAACACUGGCAUAAAUAAAUGACUGCAUGAUGCAGUUUAGACUUUGCAGUGGCUUCUACAAUUAUUCAGCUUUUUGUGAAGCUUUUAACAUAAUAUUCCCUAUGUAAUUAUAGUGGCUUUUUUCACUUGUUGAGCAAUUUUGCUGAAUAAAUUAUUAAAAGUAAAGCAGUGCAGUCCUAGGCUAGAGUGAUUUGUGAUUCUGCUUUUGUGAUUGAUUGAUUGAUGGAUUUUAUUUAUCUUUAUAGAGUCUCAAAGGUGGCUUUGUAGAGUCUCAAAGUUAUUAUGAUUACUGUUUUCUCAUUUGCCUUUGUUUUUAAACAGUCUCUUGUAUCAUUACAUGUUGCCUAAAACAUUGGCCCCCAACCUUUUGGGCACCAGGGACCGGUUCCGUGGAGAGAGGUUUUUCCAUGGACCAGAGAUGGCGUGGUCUUGCAUGCCACCUGCAUCCCGCAAUGAGGCUUUGCUUGUUUGCACGGCCUGGUUGCUGGCAUGCUGCAAACCGGAGCUGGUCCACGGACUGCGGGUUGGGGACCCCUAGCCUAGAAAUGUUAUGAUGAUUUGGGCAUCUUACAAAUUUAAUAAAUAAUAAAUGAUUUUGCUGGCAUAUUAAUCCAGAAAAAGAUAUUCCUUAAAAAAAAAACACAGAAAAACAAUUCGCUUGCUUUUGUUGAUCCACAUUGUUGAAUGCCAGUAUUUUCCUUGAGAGAUUACAAAAAUGCUAUAAUUUCUAUUCAGAUCUUACAAUGUAUGAUUUGAUAAUAAGAAAAAGGUUAGAUCAGAAAUGAAUAGCCUUAUUUAUUUUGUAGCACCUUUUUUACUAUAUUGCAUACUGUAAAUCCAGCAUUAGAGCUUGUAAUAAAGACUUGGAUAAUAUGAAAUCAGGCAUAAAAUAUGAUCUGAAUUGCUUAGCACAUGAAGUGAGUCAGAGGCAGUCUAAUCCCAUGUAAUCUUUUAAAAUGUGUUUUCAAGCAGUCGUGGUUUCUUUUUGAAAAUACCAAAUUUAUUUUCAUGUUUUUCAGAUUACAUCCCAGAAACAAAAAUGUGAUAGUGCAAUGUUUUUUUCUACCAUUCCUAAAUGAAUGAUCUUCCUUGCUGAAACCUGAAAUCAGCUUUGCUUGGAUAAAGAUUAUGUCUGAUGAGGAGUAAAAUGACAAUAGAUGGUAACAGUUAAAUCCAUGCAAACAACUUAAUUAUUUGGCGGCUGGGAUUGUUUAUUCUUCUGUCAGUUCUGAAGGCUUCUGACAUUUCUUACUGACAUUCCCUAUAUGGAUGUUUACAAUGAUCUGAUGAGCGGGCUUCAAGGCCAGGAUGCCAUUAAGGAAUUGUAGAGACACACAUUGUCAAGAAGUGGUUUGCUUUGCAAUACUUUGCAGAAUUAUUACACUUCUGCUUCAGGCCCUUUUCAAUCUCCUGAUUCCUGACCAUGCCGCAGAUGCCUUCUCUCCUUCCCGCCUCUGUAAACCUGGGUUCUGGGACCAGCUGUCGGAAUGGUUCCUGGGCGGCCUCUCCCGCUGGGAUGCAGAACACUUCUUGUUCAUAGCUGAGCAUGGCUAUGUAUACGAGCACAACUGUGCUUUCUUCCCCCUUUUCCCCCUGACCCUAAAAGUGGUAGCAGGCAUGAUCUUCUGGCCCUUCCAAGGCUUUCUCUGUUUCCGGAGCUGUCUGCUCCUGUCUGCAGUUCUUCUCAACGCUGCUUUUUCUGUUUUAGCCUCUUGGACUCUGUAUGAGCUCAGCUGUGCAGUCCUACAGUGCCGAAGGAGAGCUUUUCUGUCGGCCAUCCUCUUCUGCCUCACUCCAGCAAAUGUCUUUAUGGCAGCUGCUUACUCAGAAAGCAUGUUUGCCUUCCUAGUGUUUGCUGCCUUGUGGCGGCUCGAGAAAGGGCAUUGCUGGGUUAGCCUUCUUCUCUUUUCAUUAGCCAGCGGAGUACGUUCCAAUGGGCUAAUUAAUGCAGGAUUUCUCAUUUAUUCCCAGACAAAACUCUUUGCUUGCAGAUUUCAAGCAAGCGAAAACAUGUUGCAGAAGAAAGGCCAAUUUCUAAAACUGGCUGCUGCUUUGGUGCUUAUGUCUGCCUCUGUGGCCCUACCUUUUACUUUGUUUCAGUACUAUGCCUACCUUAAGUUCUGCCAUCCCAAUAUUGGCCUGGGAUACACUAUUCCAAAGCCGUUGUUGCAGUUGGCUGAAUCCAAGGGCUAUCUUGUAGCAGCUUCAGAUGGUGGAAAGCCCCCCUGGUGCUCCUGGAACUUUCCUGUGCUCUACACCUAUAUACAAGAUACCUACUGGAAUGUCGGCUUCCUCCGAUACUUUGAACUCAAACAGAUCCCAAACUUUCUACUAGCUUCUCCUGUUAUUGUGAUGGGCUCUUGGGCAGUCUGGCAGUACGUCACUGCCAACCCCUGGCACUGUCUAACACUUGGUCUGGUGAGAAGGAAGAGUGUAGGCACGCAAGAUCAUGACUCGUAUAAGCCAGCAGAGGGUUUUUGUUCUCCUGGUGUAUUAGUCUACGUGGUCCAUGCAGCAGCUCUGUUGGUGUUUGGGACCUUUUUCAUGCACGUCCAGGUCCUUACCAGAUUUUUGGGUUCUUCUUCUCCAGUCCUUUAUUGGUUCUCUGUUCAUCUGCUCUAUGACAAUGAACCUUUACUACAGGAUAGAGGUUCUCCAUCCAAGCAUGGAGAACCCCUUGCUAAGAAGCCCUCAGUGGAUAAUUUCUUUUCUAACUGCAGUAGACAUGAAAACCCUGUGCUGAUGCUUCUGGGCAAAUGGAAGCAGGGCAGGUUCCUCACAAAAUGUAUUUUGGGAUAUGUACUUUCCUACUGGCUGCUGGGGCUGGUCCUUCACUGUAAUUUCUUUCCUUGGACAUAACCAUUUUGAAUCUAUAUAAAUAUAUGGGCUGAACAGACUGCAAAUCUUAAUAAUAAUAAUAAUAAUAAUUAUUAUUUAAAAAAAGAGAGACCGAGGGACUAAUUUUGGGUGCACAAGACCAAACCUUAAGGACAAAUGCAUAUAAAGUCAAAAUUGAGAAGACA